UUCAUCUCUCUCUAUCGAAACUCAUUUCAUCUCUCUUCAGGUCUCUCUCUAUCGAAACUCAUUUCAUCUCUUCUCCUUAUUCACUCCACUUCUCAGGGAACACUUCUCAUUCUAUCUCCUUCCUCCGCCACUCUCAAAUCCAAAAUCAAUUUCCAUCUCAAAACCCUAAACCCCCAACUCUACCAAGUCCCCGUCGAAAUCACCGCCGACCUCCCCGUUAACCACCGCCACUCCCUCUACUCUUCCGGCUCCGUCUGUUUCAUUACCCCUAGAAUCCUCAUCGUUGAUCUUCUCACUAACAAACUACCUGCCUCAAUUAUCUCCGGACUCAUCAUCCUCAACGCUCAUUCCGUUUCGGAGACUUCCACUGAAGCUUUUAUUGUUAGGAUUUUUCGUUCUCUCAAUCGAAGUGCGUUUGUUCAUGUUUUCUCCGAUAGGCCACAAGCGAUGGUUUCGGGUUUUGCGAAGGCGGAGAGAACUAUGAAGUGUUUGCAUAUUCGUAAGCUGCAUCUUUGGCCGAGAUUUCAGGUUUAUGUUUCGCAGGAGCUUGAGCAGGACCCGCCGGAUGUUGUCGAUAUUAGGGUUCCGAUGAGUAAGUACAUGAUGGGGAUUCAGAAGGCUAUUGUUGAAGUUAUGGGUGCGUGCUUGAAGGAGAUGAGGAAGACGAUAUUCCGGCAGAUGAUAUUCCGGCAUUAAAUCCAAAUGGUCUGGAUCUUGUUUUACUAUGUAUUGUAAAAUGUCAUGCAUGUGAUUUUGACAUUAAAGUUUCCUUGCGCUGCUGCGGUCGUUCACAAGAAUUUGAUGCAAAUAAUAUGAUUUGUCCCGUUUGUGAUGAAAAGUUUGGGGAGGAUGUGAUAAGGACUGUAAAGAAUUCAAGCUUUGAAAUUACGCAUUCGCCUGCUCUGAAUAUGGGAAAAAAACCUGCUCUACGGGGAAACAAACAUGACAGAAUGUUUGGUUCAGCUUUGUAUGAACAUGACAUGACCAAUGCCCCUGAUGUUACUGCUGCAAAAAGCUUUGUGGGGGCAGAUGCACCGAAUACUGGCGGCAAUGAAGGCAAUGAACAGGAUGUUGAAGAGAGAAGUAAGAGGGCUGCAUAUUUUCAAGAGUUGUUUAUGUCAGCUUUAUUCUCAGAAUGAUCAAUAGGAAAAUAGUUUUGAUGGUUGUAAAAAUUUACAGCAUUGAGUUGAUUCUGGUGCAUGAGUUAUUAUUAUUAUAGGUUUAUAACAAAACUUUAGCAUAUUGGAUUGCUAUGCUAGCGAAUUGGAUGGUUGGCUCUAUUUUGGUUACUGAACAAUUUAAAUAGUCACGUAUCAUGGUAGUGGCAGA
This is a messenger RNA of Lathyrus oleraceus (garden pea), 1329 nucleotides long. RefSeq lists its product as uncharacterized. The record is from RefSeq and is a predicted model, not a curated record. The transcript is spliced from 4 exons. Bases 813 to 1139 code for a protein of 108 amino acids. NCBI's taxonomy places the organism in Eukaryota, Viridiplantae, Streptophyta, Magnoliopsida, Fabales, Fabaceae.